This is a messenger RNA of Aspergillus niger, 780 nucleotides long. RefSeq lists its product as uncharacterized. Gene Ontology annotation, cellular component: nucleolus. Gene Ontology annotation, molecular function: RNA binding. The record is from RefSeq and is a predicted model, not a curated record. Bases 1 to 780 code for a protein of 259 amino acids. Lineage: Eukaryota; Fungi; Ascomycota; Eurotiomycetes; Eurotiales; Aspergillaceae. The transcript has 3 exons.
AUGCCUGCACCCACAGCUUUACGGCAAACUGCCGAAGUAGCAAUGGCAGAGACGCCUGUUGCGCCUACUAUGUCAGAGCAAGAUGAGGAAAUUUUGAUCGACGCCCAAACGUCGGCAGAUCAGGUCUCUGCAGGACUCGCGCCUGAGAUUGAGCCUACUCAAGACAGCGAUAUGCGUAUUGACGAAGAGGGACGGCCCCUCUUCACACCAGCAAAAGACACUAGCAGGGUAUAUCGAGUUGAAAGCAGGAAGGUUCCUGUACCACCGCAUAGGAUGACUCCAUUGAAGGCUAGCUGGGCACGCAUCUAUCCCCCGCUUGUCGAACACCUCAAACUUCAAGUGCGGAUGAACAUCAAGAACCGAGCUGUGGAGCUACGUACGUCACGAUUCACGACCGAUACGGAAGCCCUGCAGAAGGGCGAGGACUUCGUCAAAGCUUUUACUCUUGGAUUUGAUGUCGACGACGCUAUCGCACUUCUCAGAUUGGAUGAUCUUUACAUACGUUCAUUCGAGAUUCGGGAUAUCAAAGCCCUUAACGGAGAGCACCUCAGUCGUGCAAUUGGACGCUGUGCUGGUAAAGAUGGGCGAACAAAGUUUGCUAUAGAGAACGCUACUCGGACAAGAAUCGUCAUUGCAGACCAGAAGAUUCACUUGCUAGGCGCAGUGAAGAAUGUCGACUGUGCCCAGCAGGCCAUUGUUAGCUUGAUUCUUGGCAGUCCACCGGGCAAAGUGUAUGGGAACCUUCGUAAGGUGGCUUCUCGCAUGAAGGAGCGUUUUUAA